AGAAGUAGUAGUUUGUGCCUUAGAAACACACUUUAGAAAAAACAGAGAGUAAAAAAUGGGUAAGGGAGGCCAAUCCUGCAAUGGCGUGGUUAGAGACGCCAAACCUGUUGAGCAGGAAAACAUGGCUGUCUGGCUAGUUGAUGUUAACACCAUCAAGAUCCUACCUUUCAAGCUCCCCGCUAUUGGACCGAAUGAUGUUCGAAUUCGGAUUAAGGCUGUUGGCAUUUGCGGAAGUGAUAUUCACUACCUCAAGACCAUGAAAUGUGGGGAUUUUCAGGUUAAGGAUCCGAUGGUGAUCGGACAUGAGUGUGCUGGGAUCGUAGACAAAGUUGGGAGCGAGGUGAAGCAUCUGGUGCCUGGUGACCGUGUGGCUGUUGAGCCCGGCAUCAGCUGCGCACAUUGCCAGCAGUGCAAAGGCGGCCGCUACAAUCUAUGCCCUGACAUGAAGUUUUUCGCCACCCCACCUGUUCAUGGUUCAUUGGCGAAUCAGAUUGUGCACCCCGCGGAUCUGUGCUUUAAAUUGCCGGAAAAUGUGAGCUUGGAAGAAGGGGCAAUGUGUGAGCCCUUGAGUGUUGGGGUUCACGCUUGUCGGCGAGCCAAUGUUGGUCCCGAAACAACUGUUCUGAUCGUCGGCGCAGGGCCGAUCGGGCUGGUUUCCGUGCUGGCUGCUCGUGCUUUCGGAGCACCAAGAAUUGUCAUCGUAGAUAUGGAUGACAGGCGUUUAGCCAUGGCAAAGUCUCUCGGCGCCGAUGGCACGGUCAAAGUUUCGACAAAAAUGGAGGAUUUAGAUGACGAAGUUGCCAAGAUUAAAGAAGCUAUGGGAUCCGAAGUUGAUGUGACCUUCGACUGUGUUGGCUUCAACAAAACCAUGUCUACGGGCCUCAAUGCCACUCGUCCUGGCGGCAAAGUUUGCCUUGUCGGAAUGGGACACGGGGUGAUGACGGUCCCUCUCACUCCGGCUGCUGCCAGGGAGGUUGACGUGGUUGGAGUUUUUCGUUACAAGAACACAUGGCCGCUUUGCCUAGAGUUUUUGAGAAGCGGGAAGAUCGACGUGAAGCCGCUUAUUACCCACCGGUUUGGUUUUACCGAGAAGGAGGUGGAAGAAGCUUUUGCAACCAGUGCUCGGGGGGGCAACGCCAUUAAAGUCAUGUUUACUCUAUAGCAAAUCAACCAUGAAGUUGCAGAAUUUCGGAUUGUUUGAGGGGGCAAGUUUGUGAUGGUUUGGAAAUUUGGAAGUCAUCAUCUCGGAUGAAGAAUGUUCUUGUUCUAAAGUUCGUGGAAACUUGUUGUACAGGGACCAUUGUAUACCUUUAUUAGAUCUCGGCAUGCACCAGUGUAGUAGCUUCCCGUAUUUUUAACAUGAGUCCGUCAAUAUAUAUGAACUAUGUAUGUAACUAAAAGUUCUUCAAUAUAAGUCUUUUUUUCCGCUG
This is a messenger RNA of Malus domestica (apple), 1430 nucleotides long. Its product is annotated as sorbitol dehydrogenase-like. Lineage: Eukaryota; Viridiplantae; Streptophyta; Magnoliopsida; Rosales; Rosaceae. Gene Ontology annotation, molecular function: zinc ion binding; oxidoreductase activity, acting on the CH-OH group of donors, NAD or NADP as acceptor. The record is from RefSeq and is marked provisional.